AUGUCCCUUUACUCUGAGCCUCCUUCAGCUCGCUCCUUUCGAGACGAUAAGCCAACAUUGCUGGUCUGUUGGUGGUGCACAAUCUUCGCAAUGGUUAUAAUUUUAUUCCGCGUAUGUGGGCGCUAUGUGCGAACGGAAAAACUUUUUCGGGAAGACUGGAUAGCCUUUUCAUGCAUUAUUCCAUUAUUAUUUAGAAUGGCUUUUGUCCAUGUCGUCUUACUCUAUGGGACCAACAACACCACCGUUUCGGAUAUUUCUGAACAAGAUAUUUAUCGGAGAUCUCUGGGCAGCAAGUUCGUCCUAGUUUCUCGGUUUUUUUAUGCCGCCACGCUUUGGACCCUCAAGUUGACUAUCAGCGAGUUUUUCAAACGACUCACAUGGAGCAUCACGACUUUUUCUCAUGACUUUUUCCUAAGGAGUAUUCGUUGGCUUCUCCUGAUAACGUUCGUUAUUGUCAUCAUCGCCGACGUGAGCGAAUGUAGAUCAUUUUCAGGCUACUGGCAAGUCAUCCCUGAUCCCGGACCUCAAUGUCGACAGGGCUACGCCCAGCUUUUGUCAAUGGGCACCUGUAACAUUAUCACCGACUUACUCCUAGUUAUCUUCCCUAUCCCGAUAAUCAUUAAAUCCAAAAUGAAGUUCAAGCGAAAACUGCAGCUCGUCUUACUCUUCUCCAUGUCACUUUUACCCGUUGCCACCACCCUUUAUCGCCUACCUCACAUUAUAGAUCGACGUGGAAGCCAACAAUAUAGAUCCUUACUCGCUUCGGUCGAAAUCCUUUUCGCAACAGCUGUUGCGAAUGCAUUAGUGCUUGGUUCGUUUGUUAGAGAUAGAGGGGUAAAAAAGCCAAGAUUCAAGCUUGGAUCAACCAGUGAAAGUGUUGAACGAGCCGGGAGCUUCCGAGGUCAUAUUACCCGGCAAUGGGGAAGCGAUGAAGAUCUAGUGAGAGACAUGGGUCUCAGUAUGGAUCCCCAGCUACGAGAAAAACUGGCUACCCGUCGAUCCAAACCUGGUAAGGCUUGUCUUAAGGCUCACAGAAUCAUGGGGAACGACUGGGAAUGUUCUGAGGAAUCCAGAGAUACGAGAAAUGAGCUGGUCACUAUUAAGGUUGAACAACCUAAUAACUCUUCACUUAGCCCAUUUUGCGUGAUAACUCCCAGAAGAGUGUCAUUCUUUGAUGUCGGUGGCUUGUUAGAUGAUGACCAGCCUAAGAGACUCCGCCAAACAUCAGAGUACCCAGAUAAAGAAGUUGUGAAGCUAGAUCAAGACUUAUCGCCACUUAAAGAUGAGAAUGUUACUUCUAGUUGCCCUCGCACCAUUUCUCCGGCAUUCCUUCGAGAUGCUGGCAGCUCGCCAAGAUACCGUAAUGAAAAAUAUCGCUGA
Blumeria graminis f. sp. triticale is the source of this 1380-nucleotide messenger RNA. Lineage: Eukaryota; Fungi; Ascomycota; Leotiomycetes; Helotiales; Erysiphaceae. The record is from the annotation of a GenBank genome assembly.